Molecule: messenger RNA, 586 nt
Organism: Drosophila erecta
Lineage: Eukaryota; Metazoa; Arthropoda; Insecta; Diptera; Drosophilidae
Exons: 4
Coding region: 71-586 (171 amino acids)
Source: RefSeq, a predicted model, not a curated record
GGGAUUCGGGCUGGCCAGUCCAUAUGGCCUGGACUACGGCUUAUUGGCAUAAAUUACGCAUUGAAAUCACAUGGAGGCUCAGAUGGUAUACAAGGUGAAAAAGAUCGAGUGCAGCGAAAAUCCGGUGCGGAUUAAAAACGUUUCAUGUCGCCUAAAGGCAAUCAAUUGGAAUGUGGCGGUGGUCAACAUGGACUGCGAUUUGGUUGUGCCUAUAAUACGCCCAGUGACGCGCCUUCAGGUCUUUAAGAAAGAUUACAGCAAUCAGUUCCAGCCAUUUCUAAUCGACGUAACGUUCGGAAUCUGCGAGGUGGUCAAAAAAAGGACCUACUAUCCCUAUGCCCUAAUGCUUUGGAAGUUGCUGAAACGUUAUUCCAACGUCAACCACUCUUGUCCAUUCUCGGGUCACCUAACCGCACGAGAUGGAAUUCUGGGAUCUGAAAUACUUCCACCUUUUCCAGAGGACUACUUUCAAUUCCGUUUUACAUUCUUUGAUUCCAAUUCAACUAACAACGCUUACCUGGGCACUGCGAAGUUUUUUAUUCAAGUCAUGGAGUCCAUAAAGAACAAAACAAAAACAGCGUCUUAA